CAAACACGGGGCGCCUUCUCCUCCUCCUUCUUCUCUGAGACUGCAUUGCAUUAAACCCUGGCUGCAUGCUAAGCGUGGCAGCCUGCUGCAUCUGACGCCGGGAGUCCUUGUUGCCUUUCAAACCAAGCAGUAUCUUUAUAUCAUUCUUUCCACCCUCUCCUCCUGCCCUCUCUCCUGUUCAGCCCGGUAUCCUUGUAUGCUACCACAUGAACUUGUCUUCUGGACUCCAGCCACUCUCAUGUCUACUCACUGCUAAGGGACUGGAUGAAUUCUUGGCUUUGCCCUACUUCCUCCCCCCCCCUUCUUUUUGAAUUUUCGGAUGACAACUACAGGAGCCACUUUUAUCCCCCCAGUAUCAGAGGCAGGAAGGAAGUAAAGUUUGCAGAGCAACCUGCAGAGAGAACUUUCUUCCAGGGGCAAGAAAGCCGUGUGUGUGUGUGUGUGUGUGUGUGUGUGUGUGUGUGUGUGUGUGUGUGUGUACACAAGGCACCUUUUGGGCUGGAGAGAAGGUCCUGAAGAGGCUGCCAAAAUGCCUGAGGAAAGUUCUCCUAGGCGGACACCCCAGAAUGCCCCUUAUGAGGGCCUUCCCCAUCUGGUCAAUGCAGAUGGGCAGUAUCUCUUCUGCAGAUAUUGGAAGCCCAAAGGGAUGCCAAGGGCCCUCGUGUUUAUCUCUCAUGGUGCUGGUGAACAUUGUGGCCGCUAUGAUGACUUGGCCCAGAUGCUGACUGAACUUGACCUGUUGGUGUUUGCUCAUGACCACGUUGGCCACGGACAGAGUGAAGGUGAAAGGAUGAUCGUAUCUGAUUUCCAUGUUUUCGUCAGGGAUGUGUUCCAGCAUGUGGAUCUCAUGCAGAAAGAUUACCCUGGGCUUCCUAUCUUCCUUCUGGGGCAUUCCAUGGGAGGAGCCAUUGCUAUCCUAACUGCUUCCGAGAAACCAAAUAGCUUUUCUGGCAUGGUGUUAAUUUCACCUCUGGUGGUUGCCAGCCCAGAAUCAGCAACGACUUUCAAGGUCCUCGCUGCGAAAGUUCUCAACCUUGUUCUCCCCAACCUGUCCCUAGGAUCCAUAGACUCCAAUGUGAUUUCCCGAAAUAAGACCGAGGUUGAUUCGUACAACUCAGAUCCCCUGAUCUGCCAUACAGGAUUGAAGGUUUGCUUUGGUAUCCAGUUGCUGAAUGCCGUAUCCAGGGUGGAGAGGGCCCUCCCCAGGCUGACGCUGCCGAUUCUGCUGCUGCAGGGGUCCGCUGACAAGCUGUGUGACAGCAAAGGGGCCUAUGUCCUCAUGGAAGCUGCCAAAAGUCAGGAUAAGACCUUGAAGAUCUAUGAAGGUGCCUACCACGUGCUCCACAAGGAACUUCCCGAAGUGACGAGCUCUGUCUUCCACGAAAUAAAGAUGUGGUUCUCUCAAAGGAUAGCUUCAGGAGGAGCCACUUCCAAUCCCUAAGCAUAUCAGCCUGGUUACCAUGUCAUGGUCUGUGGGAUAUAGGCAGAGAAAGGGGUGGAAGCUGGUUUCUUGGCUUCGUCUUACCAAAAUCUCAAAUUGGAGGGAUUCCUAGCAUAAUUUGCUUUAAAAAAAAUAUGUAGACAUUCCUAUCAUGGGAUGACCCCCCUGUCAGCUAUUUGAAAAUUUCCCUUAAGUGGAGUGGGGUGGGGAGGGAGAAACCCUUUAUGGAAAAAGGGUACCAGGUGGGGAAAGAGCUACAGGCAAAUCUCAAGAUAGGGUCUAUAUGCCAAUGAUUAUAGGAAGGAGUUCCUCUGCACCAAUUCUCCCAGCCCCGAUCUGGUUUCUCUUGGAAGCCUUGUAUUACAUGCGGGGCGGGGUGGGGGUGGAGGGGUCUGUCUCUACCUAUACUACAAUAGUAUUUGCAGUGGCUUUAUAACUGACAGUUUGUUGAGUUUCUCAUCCUAACGUGAUCUAUAUCAAAAGGACUUCUGUUCUGUUCCCCCACUUCCCACCUCCCAUUUGUUGUUCUUAUCGACAGAAAGUGAGUCCUAAAGCCAGAGGAGCCAGGUAGUAGCCUGUCUAGUCAUGGGAUCAGUGUAAGUCAUUCCAUGAUCUAAUUCAUGGCUAGUUUAGCUGGCUGGGAUUGUAGAGCCUCCAGGGGGAGGCUGCCAUCCCACAGAAAAACUGAACAUGGGGGCGCAUUAAGCUCCUUCUCAAUAUAAUCAGGUUUUCAGGGGAAAAUGAGAUGAAAUACUCAAAAGGAGCAUGAAAAAUAACAGCACACAAACCAACACAACGGGAGACAAUUCUCUAUUUUCCCCAAAUAGACCCUUCCCCUUUCAAAGGACAGAAACCUUGGAGUUAACAGACAGAUCUGCUAUAUACCUUCAAAGAGUCUGCCUAGACUUGUUUAACCACUGACACUAUGAAAGAAAAAGCCGUAUUUAAUAUAAAAUGUUUAAUAUAUGAUGCAUAUUAUAAGACAUAUCGUAUUUUGGUGAUUGGGAGAAGACUAAUUAUCAGAGACCAAGGAGGGUUUGAGAGAACCUUGCUAAAAAAAAAAAGGCCAUGGUGGAUAUGGGUGAAACCAUCAAGACCUAAGACAGUUGUCCAGCAUAGCUCUUCACGUCUCUGUCUUCUUCAAAGAGUGCCAUUAGGAUCACUUAUAUCUCUUAACAUGGCCCUAGGCAUCUGUCUUUGCCCCCAGCUUUGCUCUUCAGCCUUGGGGGGAAAGACAAGAAUGGACUCUGCUGGUGGGGGCCCAGAAGUGUUCCAUUGCUCUUUGGAAGAUGGUCAUCACUCUGAAGAAGAACAGGGUCCCUCCCCCAACUCAUAUCCCCCAGAAUGACUCUCUAGAAGAGAGCAGCUAUGCCCACAGACAUCUGCCAGCUAAGGCCCAACUGUCUCUCAGAGUAAGAACCAGAAUGACCUGUGAAAUAUGAGCAUUAGAAAUGAGAUAGUUUGCACAGACAACUAGUGGUACCAACAGUGUGCUGCUUGGGUGGUCUGCUGUCAAGGAAGCCAAAGCAUGUCUGAACUGCCCAGAAGAUGCUCAGGAGAUAAAAUGAGAGAAAACAGGAGCUUGCAAGGUGAUGUUGGUGUGCGUGAUGAGCAAACCCUGGAGACAGUCUUCCUUCCUUCAUCAAUUCUGCAUGGAGGGCACUUCUUAUGCCAGGGUUUCCCAUCAAGUCCAUGGUGUGCAGGGCACUGAUUGGCUUUGCCAGAUCUAGUCCCUGAAUGAUGUGGGAGUGUAGAAGACAAAGUGACUCAGCAGUCUUGCUGCUUGGGUAACUGCUCCCUAAAUUCCAUUUGGUGCCUUCAGAAUGAAGUGAGGGCCAUCGAACAUUUCCUGGAGAAGUCACCAGUACUGAGGACACAGCUACCUCUGGUGGAGGGAUCUGGGUGCUCCAAAAUUGCCAGCACAUUCUCCCCAGUCUUGUCUGGCUCAUUGGGAAUGGACCUUGGAGAAGAGAUGGGGGAAUCCUUUGCCUCAUUUCCCAAGUUCGCCCAGCAGCACAGUCAGGAGAAUUGAACAGCCCUAAGAAUACAAAGAUGGGAAAGCCAGAAGCAGAUUGGAGUUUUGCAUAAUUGACAAGCAGAUUUCAGGGGGAGUCACUUCCUUAAUUCAAUGAGGGAAACCUGUCAUCUCUCUCUCAGGCCCCUAACAGCAGAGUAAGUGGAGCUGGAAGGAGGAUGCCUCCAGCCCUGAUUCCAGUCCAGUGGCCUGCUUCUUCUCAGGUGUUGUUUCCAUCUGCCUCCCUUCUCCUCUCCUCUCCUCUCUUUUCUUCCCCUCAGUGAACGCCAGCAAUAAAUAGGGGGUCGUGUGGCUAAGACACUGUAGUACUAUUUUUUCCAAAAUGAACUUUUUCUUUUUAACUCCACAUGGUUCAUCAGAUAUAAAUUCCACAGCUGUUGUGAACCUCUGAAAGGGACAAUUCAAGGAGCAAACCCCCACCAUGAAGGUCCUUCCCACCCAUCAGUCUGAAGGACUCAUUUCUGUUUCCAAAACUGUACAUAGACGCCAACUUCACCCACUGAAAUGCAACACCAGUUUCACAACAGAGAGGGAAAAAUUACAUCUUUCUACCACCCUACUGAGAAGUGAGAUUUUGGCCAAAUGCCUUCUUCCCUCCCUUUCCAGGCUUCAAACUCAGCUUCAGGUGAAGGUGAGGAAAAGUCUUGAGAAAGGCGUUUAUUGCCACAUCUCCCAGGAGCUAAACAGGUGCUUCUUGCUCCCAUUCCAGCUCGACUCAUUGCCACUUUUGUGGGGCACCAGUUUGUAUGGCUAGGUUAUGGUAACUGGCAGUAAAAACUACUUCUGGUACAGCCUCACCCAUACCUACCAUCUCCAGGAACUCACUUUGGCCAUGGGAGCCUGGGCUCAGGGAAGAGUCGAUGAGAUAAGCCACCUCACAGAGAUGGAAACCUCUUCCCCAACUCCCACAAGACACAUCUACCUUGGUCACCUAGCUCAAAGGCCACCCCUAUAGGCUGGCAGGAGGGUCUUACUCUUGAGCUCAGUUCCAGUGAGAUUCAGAAAAUAACAAAUGAUCCCUGGUGAGAUCAUGAGCACAUAGUAACUUCAUACCCACUUUAGCCAGGGCAUUACCAAAGGCAGGAGACAGACAGGCACCUGUGGGUUCAUUGGCAAUAGACACCAUUGUCCAUUUGGUUUCAGAUGUCUAGAUGAUGUAAUUCCCUCCCUUUAGAGUCAGUUGCCUGGGGAGGCAAAAAUAAUGCAGAGAUUGAGUUCUGGGCAAAAGAUUAACCUACAUAUGCUUAGCAGGCCCAAAGAAUCUAUCAAAAGGGCACCAUUUUUUAGCUGACAAAAAAAGCAAAAAUCUCGAGUAGGGCCUUUAGUCUUCUAAGCAGUGAAUGCUAGCUAGUCUUUAGGAUGGGAGAGUUGAUCACACUUAUCACCCUCUCUCUUCCCCCAGGAGUUCCUUGAAAAAGCACCCACUCACCCACCAUCCAGCCCUCCUAAGCCAGGGCCCAGUGAAUACUGGGAGGCAGGACCUAGUCUUCCACUGGGCACUUUGAGGCACAGACACCUCAGCUACUACUGAGUUUCUGAAGCAAGGUGUGAAGAGGGAAACUGACUUCUGAAGAAACUGACCCAGGUGCUAGGGCUAUUUCACCUAAUUGCCGGUGGAGGGACAGUCCCCUCGGACUGAGAUCAGUCUUGUUAUGGGACAGAAACAAGCAGAGUUUCCCAAGCCUGUAAUGAGCAAAUGACACAAAUCUAAGGAAACUGAGGCAGCCAGCUAUGCCUGGCACCCUGGAAGGUGAGGUGGAAACAGAAGCCAAAAGAGGAAGAGGAGGAGGAGGAGGAGGAGGAGGAGGGGAGGAGAGAGAGAGAGAGAGAGAGAGAGAGAGAGAGAGAGAGAGAGAGCGAGCUUUGUCUAGUAUAACUGAGUCUUGAGGAUACCACCAAUUAGGGACUGACAAACCAGAGUACAGACCUAUCUGUGAAGAAAUUGUAUGCGCCUAUUAGAAUGUAAGCUCCUUGAGGGCAGCGAAUGUCUCUCUCUCAUAUUUGUAUCCUCAGCACCUAGCACAGUGGCUGGCACUGAAUGAAUGCUUGUUGGUUGAGUACUCGUGCCCCACCAUCCAGUCCCUUUAGUUUAAGGGUUUUUAAACUGUGAGCAUGUGAUGCCCAGCACCUUAAGCAUGGUAGGAGCUUAAUAAACACUUGACUGGAUUGCACUGGGUAGGAAUGGAUUAGAUUGGACUAGAUGUGCAUGAAAAGCUUUUAUAUAGGAAUGGAAACCAGUUGUUGCUGGUGAAGGUCCCAUGUCCCCUGGGAAUCUCACCCUCUCACCAAGCCCCUUGUCCCCAGUGGUGAUGGGGAGGUGGUAGGUGGCACGCUCAGGUCUUGAUUCCAAACCAUGUGGACUUCCACCCAUCAGUGGCACUGCACAAUAUUUGAUAGAACUGGGUUUUCCUUUAAAAGAAGAACACAGCCCAAUAGCAAUUGAGCAAUAGUACUCUGUGCCUGCUUCCUUUCUCCUUCCUGCCCCCAUCACUCUAGCAUCCAAAGGCCCUAUGUAACAAAAGGCCAGAAGCAUCUUCUGUUCAACGCUAUUUUUCCUACCCUGCCUCCAGCCCUGCACUUUAACCUAUUGCUAACAUAAACCUACCAAGACCCCCAAGUAAUUCCUAGCCCAUUUCUCUUGCCAUGUUCCAUUGCAGUUCAAUGACAUAUACUCAUAUAGAUUUUUAGUGGGGCAAAUGUGUACAAGUUUAGAACUAUUACAGGAACAGUGUAUGAUUACUCCUAAUCAAUAAUAAAAACAUAUGUUUUCUGAAUGGUG
Messenger RNA from Phascolarctos cinereus (koala), 6255 nucleotides. The record is from RefSeq and is a predicted model, not a curated record. NCBI's taxonomy places the organism in Eukaryota, Metazoa, Chordata, Mammalia, Diprotodontia, Phascolarctidae.